This is a messenger RNA of Vidua chalybeata, 2183 nucleotides long. RefSeq names its product complexin 3 (gene CPLX3). Gene Ontology annotation, biological process: regulation of neurotransmitter secretion; synaptic vesicle exocytosis; neurotransmitter transport. Bases 773 to 1246 code for a protein of 157 amino acids. Gene Ontology annotation, cellular component: terminal bouton; SNARE complex. Gene Ontology annotation, molecular function: syntaxin binding. NCBI's taxonomy places the organism in Eukaryota, Metazoa, Chordata, Aves, Passeriformes, Viduidae. The record is from RefSeq and is a predicted model, not a curated record. The transcript is spliced from 3 exons.
UGUCAUCCCCGCUGACCCCAUCUCCCCCAUAACCCCAGGUCCCCGAGAACCCAUCUCCCCCGUCCCUGGCUGCUCCACCGCCCCGUACUUUGCUACCCCGGGCAUUCAGCUCUCUGUCAUCCCGGGAAUUCAUCCCCGCUGAGCCCCUCUCCUCCGUGACCCCGCACCGCAGCUCCCCGGGGACUCAGCUCUGCUGACCCCGGCUUCUCAUCACUCGCUAUUCCGCCUCCCGGGAAAUUCCGCUCUGCUGAUCCUGGCUCCUCAGGAAUUCGGUACUGUGCGAGCUUGGCUCUGCUGAUCCCGCAUCCUCCAUAACCCCAUAGCCCAGCUCGCCGCGAACUCGGCUCCGCUGACCGCGGCUCCUCCCCGGGAGCUCAUCUCCCCUGUUCCCACCUCCUCCUAACGCAGCCCCCCGCUCCCCAGGAGCCCAGCUCCGCUCAUCGCGGCUCUUCCACCGCCCGCUGUCCCAGCCCCGCGGGCGCCCAGCGCUCCAGCUGCCCAGGAGCACAUCCCGGUGACCCCAGCUGCUCCCUAGCCAGGCACCCCGGCUCUCCAGGAUCUCCAUCCACGGCCCCCCGGCGAUCCCCCAUCCCGGCACCCCAGCACCGACCAUUUCCCGGCUCCCCGGCGCUCCAGCUCACCCUUAGCCCCGUUCCUCGGGGGCUCCCCCUCUUCCACACCCCCAUCCUCCCCGGGCCCCCCGGUGACCCCGGCUGUCCCAGCUGCAGAGCCGCGCUGCCCCCCGGCCCCCCGGCCCCCCGAAGGCGCGGCCAUGGCGUUCAUGGUGAAGAGCAUGGUGGGGGGGCAGCUGAAGAACCUCACGGGCGGCCUGGGCGGCGAGGAGAAGAGCGAGGGCGAGAAGUCUCCGGCCGAGGCGCAGGGCAUGACCCGCGAGGAGUAUGAGGAGUACCAGCGGCAGCUGGUGGAGGAGAAGAUGGAGAGAGAUGCCCAGUUUGCCCAGCGCAAGGCGGAGAGAGCCACGGUCAGGUCCCACUUCCGAGACAAGUACAGGCUCCCCAAGAACGAAACGGAUGACAACCAGAUCCAGCUGGUGGGAGGUGACGUGGAGCUGCCCAAGGAGCUGGCCAAGAUGAUCGAGCAGGACAACGAGGAGGAGGAGGAGAAGAACUCGGUGAUCGGCCAGCUCAGCAACAUCCAGAACCUGGACCUUGAUUCCUUGAAGGACAAAGCUUCGGCCACGCUAGAGGACCUGAAGCAAUCGGCGGAGAAGUGCUCCGUGAUGUGAUGGGGCUGAGCGGGGAGGGGACGCAGCGCAGGGUCUGGCGGGGGCUGCUGCCUGCAGCGGGGACCCCCAGCGACGUUGUCACCCUUGCCGUGUGUCACUCGGGUCCCCCUGAGCCGUGUGACCCCUCGAGUCCCUGACCCAGGUGUCCCUGAUGUGUGGCUUUCGUUUCGUUCUCCGGGCUGAGGUUAGAGCCAAGAGCCAGCAUGUCCCCCCCGUACCCCAAGGCCUCCUCCCGUGCCCGGGCAGGGGGUGUCCGCAGCCAGAGCCGGGGAGGUUGCAGGGAAGGAGAGUGACCUUGGAGCGUGAUUGACCUUGGGGUGUGAUUGACCUUGGAGUGUGAUUGACCUUGGGGUGUGAUUGACCUUGGAGUGUGGUUGACCUUGGGGUGUGAUUGGCCUCGGAGUGGCAGCCGCACGCCGCGGCUCUGCCUCCGCGCUUCCACUCAGCCUCCUAGAAAUGACCGGGGAGGCUCCGAUUUGCCUCGCAAGGACGAGGCAGGGUGUGGAACACCCCCCUCCCCGCGUCCCGUCCCCAUCGCCCGAGAAACACCAUCCCAUCCCUGCAAGGAACACCAACCCCUGCGCCCUUGAGGGCCCCUCGGAAGGAGCCAGCCGGGAAGGACCUGCUAUUCGAUCCCUGUGGGAAGGGGGGUGCUGAAGCCCGAAUUGACACCAGAGAGGAACAAAAGCCCUCCCCGUUGCUGAGCUGAGCCCGCGGCAGCCCUUCCCCGGAGCAGUGGCGUCCCUCUCCUGGGAUGGCAUCCUGUCCUUGUUCCUUCCAGGAGAAGAACAAAGCCGUGAGGGAAUAUCUCCCCGUCUCCCGCUCGUCGUGCUGUAGUCGUGCCGUGCUCGGUUGAGUGUCCCUCACCUCCUGUGCUGUCCCCGUGCCAUGGUACUGUUAAUAACCGGUGGAAUAAAUACCAGGAGAUGUCUAUGCA